GGGACCUUUAACUUCUGUUGCUUGUAGGAUGUUGCUCGCCUUGCCGUCGCUGUAAAUUCAAGUUUUUCCCCAAUUAAAAGGGUGACGAUUUCUCCGGGAAGGUGCCGAAACGCUUGCCAAAGGUGUCUGAAGCUCGGCAAAUCGGAAAAAAAUCGCCGAUUCGCCGCUGAAACGAAUCAAAUUUGAUGCCGGUUGUGAGGCACCGGAAGGAAGCGUCGCUCAUGUAUUUUUAUUCUUGCUAAGAAAUGUCUACAGAAGCAGGAACUUCUAAUAACAACACAGUGGAAGACAAUUUGGAGUCUAGCCAGACCAGUGCCACUUCUUCACCUGCCUCAACUCCUCGCUGCAACCCUAAAAUGUCCAAAGCACUUAGCACCUCAGCAAAAAGGAUUCAGAAGGAACUGGCUGAGAUUACUUUGGAUCCUCCACCAAACUGCUCAGCUGGGCCAAAAGGUGAUAAUUUGUAUGAGUGGGUCUCAACAAUUUUGGGACCGCCAGGCUCUGUCUACGAAGGAGGCGUUUUUUUCCUCGACAUCCACUUUACUCCUGAUUACCCCUUCAAACCACCUAAAGUUACUUUUCGCACACGAAUUUACCAUUGCAACAUCAACAGUCAAGGAGUGAUAUGUCUUGACAUUCUAAAGGACAACUGGUCACCUGCCCUCACCAUAUCAAAAGUGCUUCUCUCAAUAUGCUCACUGUUGACUGAUUGCAAUCCAGCUGAUCCUCUUGUGGGAAGCAUUGCCACACAACUACUGCAGAACAGGGAAGAACACGACCGAAUCGCUCGACUGUGGACCAAGAGGUACGCGACGUAAAUCAACACCCGCCCACCUUCCAAGCCCGUCAUCACAUAAAUCUGUCGUUACUUUGUGUAAACCCUUUCCACCUUCUCUACCCUCUGGAAGAAAGAGCAAGAAGGAAUUCGUAAGUUUUCUUGUGAAAAUAAGCAAAGAUUCACUCACCUCCAUCCCUCCAAUUAUUUGAACAAUUGUUUCUGGUUGUGUCUUAAAGAGACGUCGCGGAUUGAAUGAAGUGUCAGUUGUUUUGAGUUCUCUCCAUGCUUCCACCUCCACCAGUUCUAUUUUCUAGAUUAGUGGUGUGUUCCUACAGUCAAUGCGGUGAUUGAAUUAUGAUUGCAGAAGACAACAAGGACUGUAUAAAAAUUAAUUGAAUGAUUUUAAAACUGUGUUUAAUCGUAAGUUCAUUUACUGUGGCUGUUUCUCUUUGUUUUUUGCCGUAGUCCGAGUGGGACGAAACAGGCCCAGCCGCAAAUACGAGAACUGGAAAGCUUAAAAUUGUAAUGCGUGGCAUUUAUUUUCAUUUUUGUACUCGCGUAUGUAAUUAUAAUUGCACGAGAAGAAAGCAGUGUUUGUUAACAGGACGGACAAUUUGAUAGGUGCAUAUAAGCGAGAGGAGAAUAUAUUAUAAUUAUAUGUGGCUACGUUGUAAAUUUUGCUUAUAAAAUAAACAGGAGAAUAAAAUAAGUGAUGUAAAACUAA
Messenger RNA from Neocloeon triangulifer, 1502 nucleotides. RefSeq names its product ubiquitin-conjugating enzyme E2-24 kDa-like. Gene Ontology annotation, biological process: protein polyubiquitination. Gene Ontology annotation, molecular function: ubiquitin conjugating enzyme activity. The transcript has 5 exons. The record is from RefSeq and is a predicted model, not a curated record. Gene Ontology annotation, cellular component: nucleus. NCBI's taxonomy places the organism in Eukaryota, Metazoa, Arthropoda, Insecta, Ephemeroptera, Baetidae. Bases 246 to 818 code for a protein of 190 amino acids.